This is a messenger RNA of Kockovaella imperatae, 201 nucleotides long. RefSeq names its product ribosomal protein L36-domain-containing protein. The transcript is spliced from 2 exons. Gene Ontology annotation, cellular component: mitochondrial large ribosomal subunit; ribosome. Gene Ontology annotation, biological process: ribosome biogenesis; translation. Lineage: Eukaryota; Fungi; Basidiomycota; Tremellomycetes; Tremellales; Cuniculitremaceae. The record is from RefSeq and is a predicted model, not a curated record. Bases 1 to 201 code for a protein of 66 amino acids. Gene Ontology annotation, molecular function: structural constituent of ribosome.
AUGACACGUCCAGCAUCCACCAUCGCCUCCCUUCGCACACCCAUCACCCUCCCGAUCGCCCCAGCGUGGACGCCGAUAAGAGGGAUGAAAGUGAGGAGCUCAGUCAAGAAGAUGUGCGAGAGCUGUCAGAUUGUCAAGAGAAAAGGAGUCCUCAGAAUCAUCUGCAAGGCGAAUCCAAAACACAAACAAGUGGGUGAAUGA